This is a messenger RNA of Sipha flava (yellow sugarcane aphid), 1181 nucleotides long. RefSeq lists its product as uncharacterized. Lineage: Eukaryota; Metazoa; Arthropoda; Insecta; Hemiptera; Aphididae. Bases 189 to 1181 code for a protein of 330 amino acids. The transcript has 8 exons. The record is from RefSeq and is a predicted model, not a curated record.
GGGGCCAUUUACCUUCCGUCAGUCGCGUAAGUAACCAUCCUCCGGAAAAGAAGUUAAAUAUUGCUGACUUGAGAUUUACAUCUUAAACCAUAUCAAUUUUUAACUUCAACAGAACACAUCAAAUUUGAUUGUAGUCGUUGACGGCUGAAAGAAAAAAAUAAUUUGGAGACUUGAACGCAGAUUGAACUAUGUCCAAUAAACAGGCCAUAGGAUGGGCCUUCCUGUGCCUGGUGGGAACCACAUUGAUGGCACCAGCGUUUACGUAUCCACAAGAUCAUCGUUCUCAAAUACAAAGUCAACACGAACAACAACGCCCUGUAUAUACAGGCAAUUAUCCAAUAUAUCAACCCGAACAGGACGCAAGAAAAUUUGUUGAAAAACCAAAUGCUAGCAAAAAAGUAGUGUCGUCGACAGGAAUUGUAGAAGAUCGUAAUGAUUUAGAUGAUGUACAAACUAAUUCUAUAUCGCAAGAAGGCGCUGGUGGUUUUUCUUGGAGUAGCGUAUUAGGAAUGAUUAUGCAAAUGCUGUUCAAUCCAGCAAGUGCAGCCGCUGGACCAAGUAAAUCUGAUGUUCUAGAUGGUGACCAGGCUAUUGCUCCAACAUCCCCGUGGGCUAAUUUGUUAUCUGUAGGUCUGAAAAUCUUAACUGCAUUUUUAGGUGGCGGCAACGUAGCAGGAGAUGGAAUUGACAAAGUUGAUAAUUCUUCCCCCAUGCAGGGUGUAUUGGCGGCGGUCUUAUCUACAGUACUCGGCAGCAGGGAUCCCGAUCAAGUGGCCACCAUGGCUAAACAAGCUGGAGAGUUCAUAAAUAUUGUUGUGAAUCUUUUGGAUGCACUCAAGACAUCUUUCAGUCACAGAUCUAUGUCAGCGAGAUCUUUGGGUAAAAAGGACACUAUGUCUGAUGCUGCUGUAGCUAGCUUAUCUAUUUUCAAAGGUUACAUGAAAACAAUGAAUACGGCAAAUGAUGUUUGUGCUCAGAAGUUUGUAUGUGAAGCUAACAAAGAAUGUUCAGGUGAAACAUCAAGUUCUAGUGCCAUAUACUGCCAGCUUGGAACAUACGCUACUAGUUUCUUAUUACAAAGGACUGGAAACGCACCUUUCGAAGUAUAUUACGAUGCUGGCAGACGUGGACGAUCUGGAGAUGACUGUCGUCAACUCUACUUGGCCUGUAACGAAGUCUAA